AUGGUUGACGAGUCGAGUAAAACACGUCUUAGACAAGAAAUUGAUCGUUUGAAAGAUGAAAAUGAAGUUCUAAAAGAAAGACUUAAACAACAAGAAAGUGGUCUUCGUCAAAGAACAACAGGUGUUAAUCCUGUCGUCGACCGACUUAAAUCGAAUCAGCAACAACAAAAUGGUCUUGUUCUUUUUGGUAUUGCUUUAACUGAACAACUUGUUCUUGUGGCUUUUGUUAUUGCAUUAUUAUUUGGCUUUUCAUUCGGUUAUUUUCUCUUUUCAUGUAACAAUUAA
Rotaria sp. Silwood2 is the source of this 285-nucleotide messenger RNA. NCBI's taxonomy places the organism in Eukaryota, Metazoa, Rotifera, Eurotatoria, Philodinida, Philodinidae. The record is from the annotation of a GenBank genome assembly.